AUGUCGUCAAACUCAACAACAAUAUCCUAUUCUUCUACUUCGUCAUCUUAUUCGCCAGCUGUACUUAUUAAUAAAUCUAUUGAUACAUCAACGAACAUCGAUCAAUCGCCAUCAUCUUCAUCUUCUUUAUUGAAUCUGGUUGAUCCUGUUUCUACUCCUAUUCAUGCAGCUUCUCAAUCAUUUCCACUUGAUCUAACGCUUAAUAUACGAUCCCAGAAAAGAAAACGUUUCACAGAUCAUGAAACAUUUCGCAAAUCCCUUCGAGCUACAGUCACAGAAGGUAAGUAA
This is a messenger RNA of Rotaria socialis, 288 nucleotides long. The record is from the annotation of a GenBank genome assembly. NCBI's taxonomy places the organism in Eukaryota, Metazoa, Rotifera, Eurotatoria, Philodinida, Philodinidae.